Eurytemora carolleeae is the source of this 3600-nucleotide messenger RNA. RefSeq lists its product as uncharacterized. The transcript has 7 exons. The record is from RefSeq and is a predicted model, not a curated record. NCBI's taxonomy places the organism in Eukaryota, Metazoa, Arthropoda, Copepoda, Calanoida, Temoridae. The coding region runs from base 801 to 3584 and encodes 927 amino acids.
CACAAGUAAACUUACGUACUUGUACGGCCAUAUAUUCGAACCUUAACCGUUGAAAAUGAUAAGGGUUAGGCCUUGGUGACAGGGAAUACCGACUCUGUGAACACCCCUUGGGAAUGCCCAUUGUGAAAUUUUAGACGAAAACAUAUUUUUUCUUUCCAAAUUGAGUUGUAAAAUAAGAUGAGAUGUUGUGGUAAAAAGUUAUAUCUGAUCUAAACAACAUUACAUCUCCCAGUAGUCGUUUAUCUGUGACUAGUCAUUUGUGAGUAAUUUAGAGGGAAUCCCAACCAGGACGAAAGGAAAAAAGAAAAUAGUUUCAGGACGGAGAUAACGAAUAUCCAAGACUGAAAAUCUAGUGCCAGAACGAAAAUCUUCUUCCGGUAUGGAGAAAUUUGCUCUAGGACGGAUUUAGGCUGCAGUACGGAGAAACUAGCACAAAUGUGAGUUGAUUAGUGCUCAUGUAAAGACAGAUGUGGAGAAAAAAUAUUCGAACCUGAGAAAAAAUAUCAAGUUAUGCGUCAAUACACCGUAGAUCCGGAGCUAAGCAUUCACUAGACUAAACCUUUUCACGAAUGGAUACUACUUACAUAGAACCCAGAGAAUGCUAUGAUUCCUAAGUAUGAUCCUGAUCCCAGGAACCCGACACUACAAGGUUCAGCUCCAAGAACCGUCCAACUAGGACGGCCGGAACCAUGGUGAUGGCCUGCCAGCCAGCGGGCUGAACAUAAACAUACAAAUCUAAAAAAUAUUUCGAAAAGAAUUAAAAAUUGUAUCGGAAAGAGAAAAGUUUAGACGGAAUAAAAAUGUUGAGGAAUAAACGAGGAUGUGAAAGGUCUAAACCUGGGCACUCAGACAGUGCUGGAGGUCUGGGUGUAUCUACGUCUAGUGAAGAAGAGGAACUGGAUAACGAUCUCAGGCAGGGCAUACAGAACAUCAUGAAGUUACGGGAUGAAUAUGAUCGUCUUGAAGGAGCUUUGAAGAAGAUGGGAGUAGAACAAGACUGUUCAAAUACCGAGGAGGAGGACGGAUAUAAUGCUGAGAGUGAUCUCGAGGAUGAUGAUGAUGAGAAACCUAGACAAACGGAUAUAUACACCCUGACUCCAGCUACCUUACAGCAUAGAAAUUCGUCUCAUCCUUCUCAUUCGUCCCAUCCUUCUCAUUCGUCUCAUCCUUCUCAUUCGUCCCAUCCUUCUCAUUCGUCUCAUCCUACUCAUCCUACUCUACUGGACAGAGUCGACGAGGUAGAUGAGUCGGCACUCAGUGAGGACUGCUUGGACAGUUACCGAGCUCCCCCCUCCUAUCCCGUGCCCCCCUUCAAUACUUCCGUCCCAGGGGGCAAGUUUUCAAUCCCCCUAGGGGGGGCGCACUCCCCCAACCAGGUUACCUUUACACCUGGAGGGGAACCAGUGACCCACUUCAACCUUGAUCAACUCUUGGAAAUAGUUCAAAGUUUUCGUCUGGAUACAAGUGUAGCCCAGGACAGAUAUUUUAAUCAUCCGUGUAGAAAGGAGGAGGAUGCUAUGAGCCUGAUUUGUCCAGGAACAACAAGGAUGGCUCCGACGGUUUCUAGAGACGCUGUAUCCUGUCCCAGUUCGCCGACAGAGACUGAAUCCUCCUCAGGGUUUUCAACUCUACGGAGAAGAAGUGUAAACGUGACGGAAAAAGUGAGACAAAACCGGGAUGGAUCUAAAAUCCAGGUUGUGAGAGAAUCCGCUGUCUCCACCUCUUCAGCUAAGGAACCGAGCCAAUCUGUAACAUUCCAACAAAAUUCCUUUGUUUAUAUAAACGGGUCGGGAGAAGGAGGAAACCUUCCUACUGGAUCUGAAACAUUCCAGAACAAGUCAACAGACAUGUUUCCACAGACAUAUAAUACUUAUUCUUCCAUGGUGCCAAGUUCCAGUAUUUCUGAUACCCCCAGCUCCCAGGGCAUGGGGGCAGCGAGCCUUACUUCUGCUCGGCCCCGCCUGGUUCGGUUAAACUCCCUUGAACCAAACACGGUGAUGUUUAGUACAAAGGAUUAUCCUCUGCUAGUAGAUGUGAGUGUACCAGAGAUUAUUGAUGAACUGGAACAACAGUUCGAUGCUAAACUGUGUGAGGUUCAAGGUGUUAGAUUGGCUGGGAACAAAAUAUUCAUUUGUCUCAGCCAGAAGGACUGUCUCCACUAUAUGGCCCAGUAUGGGUUUUAUGUUAGGGGUGUGCAUGUGACAGUAAUGGACAUUAGUAAUGACUCUGUGGUCAUUUGUUUGAUUGGAGUUCCUCAUUAUAUCACAGACUCUACUAUAACCAUUCUUGUUAGUACCUUCGGUAUAUGUAUAGGAGAGGUAGAAAGAAGGUUUUAUAAAGGAGUGGACACCGGUGAAAGAUAUCUCAGGGUUAAACCUAAAGCUAGUUGCCAAAUUCCGGAUUAUGUAACUGUGGGUGGUUGCAAGAUCUUAGUACGCGUUCUGACUCAAGAUGAGGUUGGACAGCCUUUCAUCCUUGAUUCUGUCACGUCCCGAAGUGAACCAGUGCUUACUGAUAAUAUAUCCCUUGGAUCAGGAAACAUGGUUCCUUCAUACCACCGCAGUAAACCAGGACACUGUAAUGGUAGUUUAAAUUCUCCGGGUUCUACUGAAAUGCCUCCUCCGCCCCCACCGUUAACCCUCUCUUCUUCUUGUGCCAUGUCAACGGGUCUCUUCUCCCCGCAGAUGAAUAAUAAAACUGGAGCAGAGUCCAGCUCAUCUCUCUCAUUGCCUUCGUCGCCAAAGAUCGCUCGAUCCUUCCGAAGCCGGAUAAACGUGACCCUGAAGAGCCCAACUAGUCAGGAAGCAGGAAGCAGUAGUACCUAUGUGCCUGGAGAGAGUGUGGAUGGAUUCCCCGCCCUGUCUCCUCCCUCCUACAGAACCCCUGGACCUACAGAUAAUGGUUCGGCCCACGGAGUAGGUGCUGAAGAUUUACCAAACAGUGGUAAAAUGUCGUCAGGUCCGGACGAUAUCCCUGGAUCCACCGGGACGAUAAAAAGAUCAAACCGGGAGUCCCCCAGUGCUUCCUCACUCAGAAAAUAUGCUAUUCAGAAUAAUAAUAACAGUCUGACGAAUAACCUACAGAAGGGAGAUUCAACCCAAUCCAUCAACUCUAUGGAAAAGAUGGGUUCGGUAUCGGAUACCCUCUCCCGGGAAGGAAACACGGGCGGGAACGGGAAGCGAGCAUCGGUAGUUUUCGAAGAACCCAAAGGAAGUUCCCGCGGUAGUAACUCUUUAGUUCUCUCACAAAAUCGUCAGGUGUCUACUUCUAAAACCGUGAAUGGUAUAUUAAGGAAAGGUAGUUUACGAGAGGAGGAGGAGAAAAGAGAAUCUGUUUCUUCUUCAAGGAAAUCUAGAAAAUCCGUGGAAGCAAGAAACAAGGCGGAUCGACACUCCAGUAAACACAGAUCACACAAAUCUGACUCCGCCCUCGCCUCCGGUGAGGAUACGGCGGAUAGUGAGAAAACUCGAAGCUCUAGGAGCAGGUCAAACAGUACAAAGAGCAACAAAACAGAGAAGAAGGAGAACCUGGCUCUGACAAGAGAUCUGCCCUGGUGCGGGUGCUGGGGGAAUGGUUGCCUAUAAUCUAAACUAUAUUUAG